GAUACCUCUUUAAGUUAGAUUUUUCAUGAACAGAUUAGGAUUGCAACAGUAUAUAGACAUACUACGUUUAAGUAGUCACUUACUUAUUCAAUAUCAAUAUGCACCCGAAGAUGAAUUCGGCGCCCCAUCAACCGAGGUCCCAUGGCUGCUUAGUGUUAUUGUGGCUUGCUGUGUCCGAUGUUUUCUGUGUCUUACGAUUUCCGGACGAAUAUUACGAUGUUCGAUGGCCACUUCAGUUCGAGGACUGCACGAGCCCAGAUAGAUCUACUCUAGCACAGAAGAAGAUGCCGACAGCGGAUUGUUUGGAGUCCUUGCGAAAAAAUAUGCUCGACGAUCUCGAUUGCACCGCUAUCACACCGGACAACGGCUACUACAUUGUGCACGAUGUCGACAAGUGGACGCUAGAUCUCUGUGCGGAUUAUGUUAACCUCUUCAAGACUUCCUUCAGCGCUGUUCAGCUUGUGGGGGAAAGCAGAAAAAACACGGACUCUGAGGAAAUCGCAGUCGGAGCGGAGCUUUUUUUGCAGCGAAUACAAGAAUCCGGUUUUCAGUCGGCGUGGGACUCGUUUGUAGCUCGCGUACGACGACGGUCGCGCGUCUUUCACGAAUGGGGAGAACAGAAAGAGCAAGAUGAGUCUAGCAAGGCAGGCGUCACGACCAGCGGAGCCAAGGACCAUGAAUCAAACAAAGAAACUGGAAAGCAUCACUCCAGUAAUGGAAAACAACAAAACCGGCAGUCAUAUUUGGACGAACGGGAUAUCAUAUUCACAGGGCUUAGCCCGCAUUUCGAUUGUAACCGGGGAUCACUCGAUACAUCCGAUCAGGUUGAGGAAGCACCAUCUUCACCAUCUUCUUGUCCCUCCGUGCUGCUGACGUCUGCGGAUGGAGUACCAGUAGGUUCUGCAGCUGUGGGCGAUGCUGCGUUGGCAGUGGCAGGAGCACAGGAAGAAAAACAAAAGGCAGCACGCGAAUCUCUUUCACAUGAUCGUUCGGAUAGUACUGCAGAGGUAGAAGUGGACGCCAAGGGUGUACCGAAUACGCCAAAAACCGAAGGAUUCGUCAUUCUUGCCCAUCCGGAGGUGGAAGACCGCUAUGCAACGCUGAAUCGGCCACCACGCUACGCAAAUACAACCAUAGCUAUUGCGCAGCGUCACUUCGAAGCAUUGCGGGAAGAGAUUGAUCGGAAACUCGCAACGUUUACCGCUGAGCCUGCUUUAUCUUCCUCUAGGAAUGAGAUAGUCUCAACUAUGCAGGCAAUAGCAGAAGAGAUACAUCGUCGCGCGUGUCUACUGAUUGAGAACUGGAGCAUGAGUGUCUUGGUGAAUUUUCACUUGUGGCAACUCGAGGAAAUGGGAGAUUUCGAAAAAGACAUGCUGCGCAAACUGGUCCCUCAUGGCUGGACAAAAUGGCAAACAGCGGGAUACGAAGAGAGUAAUAGUGAUGAGCAGGAUAGUCGAGAAAACGAUCAGGUUGAUACAAGAGCUAGUUCAGGUAGUUCUGCAGGUACCAGUGCCAGUACUGCGAUCGCCCGCGAGGUCGGAAAAAACGAGGCAAGGAUCGUGGCAACUCCGUAUAUUUUCGUGGACAUCGGGCCCAAGCGGUGGAAUGUGUUGACUUACUUGAUCAACACUCUGCUGACUCUACGUGGAGGUCGCGCCUUGAGCAUGGUCGAGGUGGGCAUCGACACAGCGAAUUCGACCGAAAGACUGCUGCAGCAGUACUCCGGUUCCCAGCUUCGCUUGCACGUCGGAGUUGACCCCUACAAGAACCACCCUGCUCUCCCGAACAAGAACGGGGACGAGAUGUACGCACAUGUUUCGGGAAAGCUGUCCAAGUUUGGUGACCGGUCUAGUUUGGUGCGCGACACGAGUCUGGAAGCAGCGGCGCUGUUCCCGGACACCACCGUCGGAGGUGGGACCACGACUGAUCCUUCCGCAAGUAGAACAUCACUAGCAUCAUUCGCGCCAAGCGCCGGUUUCGAGCUCAUUUUUUUGGACGCGCGUCACGACUACAAAGCAGUGGCGGAAGACGUCACGCACUGGAUAAGGAAACUAGCUGCGACAGGACCCGCAGUCCUGUGCGGACACGAUUUUCAGUGGCAGUAUCCCGGCCUCCCUAUGGCUGUUGCGGCGAUCGCCCGCAGACUCCGCAAACAAGCCUACCUCUCUAGCGACGGCAUGUGGUGGUUUCAGUUUGGCUUUUAAGGAAGCUGCCCUCGGUUCUGACCUUCGGUUUUUUCGUUUAGUCACGAAAAUAGUGGCUACGAAAAGCUAAAAUGCGUUGCUUAACGAAAACGAUGAUGGCCUCAAAUACAGCUUCGCGCUCGUGUGUCGAUGGACACACUGUGAAUGAUGUGAUCCCUUUCAGACGCAUCUCCGUGUCCUUGUUUGCGGUAUCCGAGAAGUUGAUGUUCAAUAUUUGGAUCCGGAUCGGUGGACUUCCUCUAAACUACCUGGUUGUAUGUCCACUGGUUGCUGCAUUGCCAUUUCUGUUUCGCAUUCGAUCCUUCAGCUACCGCUUAUUUUCUUGAUGGCAAAUCCUAUUAACG
Molecule: messenger RNA, 2548 nt
Organism: Amoebophrya sp. A25
Lineage: Eukaryota; Dinophyceae; Syndiniales; Amoebophryaceae
Source: the annotation of a GenBank genome assembly